Molecule: messenger RNA, 1693 nt
Organism: Hibiscus syriacus
Lineage: Eukaryota; Viridiplantae; Streptophyta; Magnoliopsida; Malvales; Malvaceae
Exons: 1
Coding region: 460-1524 (354 amino acids)
Source: RefSeq, a predicted model, not a curated record
CCCAGUUUUUCUUUUUCCAUUUCUCUUUCUCUAGAAUUUCUUCUGGAGGGAGAAGAAAAAAAAGGAAAGAACUUAGAAAAUUGUUUCCAUUUUUAUGAUGUUGAAUGUUCAUCAAUCUUUCUAGAAGGAUCUUCCCUCCCACCCUCUCCUCAAUUCAAAUAUCAUAUCUUUCUUCCUUUGAUUUCCUUUCCAUCGGGAAAAAGAGAAAAAAAUCCCAUUUUUAUGCUGUUUUUCUUUGUCCAUAAUCCUAGAUCUAUACAACCCAAUUCUUGUUUUCACCAGAUUAAUCCAAAUUCUCUUCUAUGUGUCUUUAGUUUCUUCUUUUUCCUUGUAAAGUUUCAAUCUUGUUGUUCUUAUAAAUCAUUAUAUUAUAUGCACUACUUGUUAUGCUAACUGUAGAAGAAAGUUCCAUUUUCUGUUCAUCAAAUCAAAUCCCAGAAUUUUCCCUGUUUUCAUGUAAUGGGUUGUGCAAGUUCCAGGCAAAAACGAUGCUGGCACUGUCGGGCACCAUAUUCGCCUGUCCCAAGGAGUUACACGAUGCACGUCCAUCAUCCUGCACAACACCAAGGCGACAGCUACCAUGUGGUGGCAUUAACAUCCACCACAUUAGGCAAUCUCAAGGUAGAAGAAUCAAACCACCAAAGCAAUGGCAAUAGCUUCAAUGGAAAUGUUGUUGAAAGCAAGGAAAAAAGCAAGCUUGAAGCCCAAGUCUGGUCCAAAUUGAUUGAGAAUAAGCUCCCAAAAAUUGUCCCCAAAACUCCCAUAAGAACUCCCCCUGGGGAGCCUGAAACAAUCAACACUUGGGAACUAAUGGCCGGCCUUGAAGAUUCGAGCCCUCGUCCUCCAACUCAUUUCAAGAGCUUUUCAGCUAAUGAAAAUAGCUUUGUGUGUUCAAAGCCUUUGUGGGCUCAAUUUGAAGAAGAAGAUGAGCAAUCAGAUUCAGUGAUGAUCACAGAUUUUGAUCCAGAAAUCAUUUCUAGCUUUAGGAAUACACUUGAACAGCUUCCUUCUAGUAACCCUUGUACCAUCGAAAAGGUUCAAUGUAAGCUUAAUAAGGAUAAGGUCAUUUUGUAUUUCACAAGUUUAAGAGGUGUAAGGAAGACAUACGAGGAUUGCUGUAACGUUAGGUUGAUCCUCAAGGGCUUAGGGGUUCGUAUCGACGAGCGAGACUUGUCAAUGCAUUCGGGGUUUAAAGACGAACUGAGAGAGCUCUUGGGAGAAGGGUUUAAAGGCGGAUUAACGAGGGUGUUUGUAGGGAAGAGAUACAUUGGAGGAGCCGAAGAAAUAAAGCAAAUGCACGAAGAAGGUUCCCUAGGGGAGGCCAUUGCAGGGUGUGAAAUGGUGGAUGAUGACGAUGAUGUUGGUGCUUGUGAGACUUGUGGAGAUAUCGGAUUCGUGCCGUGCGAGACUUGCUCCGGAAGCUGCAAAGUCUAUUACGAUGAAGAUGAGGGUGAGUAUGGAUUCCAACGAUGCCCCGAUUGCAACGAAAACGGACUUAUCCGAUGUCCGGUCUGUUGCGAUUAAAUCCCCAUCACGAAUACGAUCAAUUACGAUGAGUAUCGAAUUCAUAAAAAAAGUAUGGAAUUUUUUUCCUAUGUGUUUAUUUAUUUUCAUUUGGUUUGUGAGAUGUGUUUCAAUUUGUACAGUGAGAGUGAGGAGUUUGAAGAAGAUAAAAAGUAUUUGUAAUAAGCAG